Molecule: messenger RNA, 125 nt
Organism: Racocetra fulgida
Lineage: Eukaryota; Fungi; Glomeromycota; Glomeromycetes; Diversisporales; Gigasporaceae
Source: the annotation of a GenBank genome assembly
GCAAACCUCAAUUUGAAACAAAUUCUGCUAUUAUCGAAGACUUUUCCAUGCCUUUAUCUUCAGUUAAAAUAUCUGAUUACGAGUCUAUUGCCAUAGCUGUUGCUUUUGAUUAUGUCUCAGAAUAA